GCCGUCGAGGCCGAGGAGGCCGGCAGCUGGAGCGACGUCUUCAGCGACGGCGGCAUCAGCGGCUUCACCCGCGUCGCCAUCGGCUUCGCCGCCAACUUCUUCCAGCAGAUGUCCGGCGUCAACGUCAUGUCGUCGCUGGGGCCGUACGUCUUCCAGGACUCGAUCGGCAUGAGCCGCCACGACGCCCUGCUGGUGUCCGGCGGGCUGCAGGUCUUCUACUUCCUCAGCAGCCUGAUCCCCUGGUGGGCCAUCGACCGCGUCGGCCGCCGCAAGCUGUUCAUGAUCGGCUCCGCGGGCAUGGGCACCUGCAUGCUGCUGUCCGCCAUCUUCGUCGGCAUCGGCACCAAGGGGCUGGGCUACGCGGCUGCCGUCGUGCUGUACCUGUUCCAGACCUUCUUCACUCUGGGCUGGCAGUCCAACAUGUGGAUCUACCCGAGCGAGCUGCUGCCGCUGAAGCUGCGCCUGCGCGGCGGCGCCCUUGCCGUCGUCUCGCAGUGGCUCUUCACCUUCCUGGUCGUCGAGAUCACCCCGCCCAUGAUCACCAACAUCGGCUACAAGAGCUACAUCGUCUUCGCCGUCAUCAACUUCGUCACCCUGCCCGUCGUCUACUUCUGCUUCCCCGAGACGAGCCGCUUGCCGCUUGAGGCCGUCGACCUGCUCUUCGCAGACCGCGAUGGCAAGCGGCCCUCCAUCUUCCGCGUCGUUCGCGACUCUAAGAAUCCGCAGUAUCUGGCUGAGAUUCAGACGCAGCUGCAGGAGCGUGCGCGCCUGCGGGCGGAGAACGAGGCCAUUGUCGAUGCGGCGAAGCGGCAGGUGGAGCAGGUCGAGCAUGUCGAUUUGGAGAAGUAG
Molecule: messenger RNA, 849 nt
Organism: Rasamsonia emersonii CBS 393.64
Lineage: Eukaryota; Fungi; Ascomycota; Eurotiomycetes; Eurotiales; Trichocomaceae
Product: Hexose carrier protein
Exons: 1
Biological process (GO): carbohydrate transport; transmembrane transport
Cellular component (GO): membrane
Molecular function (GO): carbohydrate:proton symporter activity
Source: RefSeq, a predicted model, not a curated record